CAUGUCAACAUAAUGUUAGGUUCGUGCAUGUAAGUUGGAUGGUGCCUUUUGUUAUAAAUGCUUUUUGGAGAAAUAUAUUGGAAGUAUCAAUACUUCAAUUGUAGUAAUAUUUACUUACCAUAUUUAGAAAACUGGGAGUAUCAAGAAAAAUAGACGAUGUUAGGUUCGUGCGUGUAAGUUAGAUGAUGUUUAUGGUAAAAUUGAAGAAUUAAGGUAUAAAGAAACGAGAUACCUUCGUAAAGUUUAUGGAGAAAGUCAAUAGGAAAGUUGAAAAGUGUGAAUCAAGAUUGAUGAAUGAAAAGGCAAUGAAAAGUUAGGAAUCUUAUUCCAAGGCAACCAAGUUCAAUAUUUGAUCAGAAAACCACAUCUUAGAAUCAAGGUUUGGAAUCUUUUAUUUUGUAGUUUGGUAUCAUCCUGCAGACAAAGCAUUCUAGGUUUACAACAUUGAAAUCUACCUUUGAAAAUCAACAACAUUCUAAUAGUGGUCCUACUACAAAUUGGAUGCCCAUCUCUCUUUCCUUUUCAAUCCAAGAUGGUUGCAUAUUUCCCACUUCUCUUCUUCAUUUUGCUAUCUAGUUUCCCAUCACAUGAUGCAUUCACGGGCACGUUCGGGGUGAACUACGGCCGGCUCGCGGACAACAUCCCCAAACCGGAAAGCGUUGUGACGCUCCUCAAGGCGAACAAGAUAAAAAACACCCGGAUCUACGACGCGGACCCUAGCGUCCUAAAGGCCUUCUCAGGGUCGGGGAUCGAGAUCAUCGUGGGCCUCGGGAACCAAUUCCUCCGCGACAUAAGCAUCAACCAAGACCGAGCCGUCGACUGGGUCAAGACCAACGUGGAGCCCUUCCUCCCGGGCACCUCCAUCACGGGGAUCGCGGUGGGGAACGAGGUCCUCGGGGGCGGGGACCCCGAGCUCUGGGAGGUCCUGGUCCCCGCGGUCCGCAACGUGUACAACGCCCUGACCCAGCUCCGCCUCGCCGACAAGAUCGAGGUGUCGAGCCCCCACUCCGCCGCCGUGUUCGCCACCACAUUCCCCCCCUCAGCAGGGGCGUUCAAGGAGUCCCUCCUCCCCUACAUGAGGCCUCUCCUCCGCUUCUUCUCCCACAUCGGCAGCCCCUUCUACAUCAACGCCUACCCUUUCCUGGCCUACAUAAGCGACCCUUCCCACAUCGACCUCAACUACGCCCUCUUCGAGAAGAACAAAGGCAUCUACGACGCCAAGACGAAGCUGCAUUACGACAACAUGUUUGAUGCGAUGGUGGAUGCGGCGUACGCGGCGCUGGAGAAGGUCGAUUUUCACCGGAUGGAGGUGAUCGUGUCGGAGACGGGGUGGGCGUCCAAGGGGGACGACAACGAGGCCGGGGCGACGGUGAACAACGCCAAGACUUACAAUGGGAAUCUGAAGAAGAGGCUGAUGAAGAAGAAGGGGACGCCUUAUAGGCCCAAGAGGGCCGUGAAGGCGUACGUUUUCGCGCUUUUUAACGAGAAUUCCAAGCCCGGGCCGACUUCGGAGAGGAACUUUGGCUUGUUUAAGGCGGAUGGAAGCACUGCUUAUGAUAUUGGGUUCACUGGCCUUGUUCCUAGCUCUGCUUCUUCUUCCUUUCUUGCCUCUAUUAAGACAUGGAUUUGGGUGCUUUGUGUUGUGGCUGGGGUUGUGAUGAGCUGAUUGAUCGAGGCUUAAAUUGGGUUGAUUCAUUGCUCAUGUUCAUAAUGAGUUUUCAGUGGAACAUGUAUUUUCUUUCUAUUUCAUUUGGUAUAUGAUACGGACAUUAUUCGAAAAUCAAUUAGUACUACUAGUUUGUGAAUGAUAA
Salvia hispanica is the source of this 1811-nucleotide messenger RNA. Its product is annotated as Glycosyl hydrolase superfamily protein. Lineage: Eukaryota; Viridiplantae; Streptophyta; Magnoliopsida; Lamiales; Lamiaceae. Gene Ontology annotation, biological process: carbohydrate metabolic process. The record is from RefSeq and is a predicted model, not a curated record. Gene Ontology annotation, molecular function: hydrolase activity, hydrolyzing O-glycosyl compounds.